AUGGCAGAGAUCCCUGGUGCCACCAGUCCCGGUGCUGCAUUACCUGAUUUUGUGGUCAGGCUCAAAACCAUUUUUGAUUGUUUCUGGAGGCAGCUGAUGCACAGAGCCGGAGAGCACCAGCAACAGAGAGACACCCACGAAACAUGUAUCCAGCCAACUUGGAAACCUACCAGCACGCCCCAGAAGGAGAAAGCAUGCUCUAAGCAUGAGGCAAACCCAAAAAUGGUGGAGAUGCCCAGGCUGCCACACCACAACCACAGCAGGGAGGAACAUCCCAACAGUUCAACUCAAGCCUACUCUAUCCCGAGUGGAUUGUUUCCAAGGAAGGCCUCUGAAACCCAAGCUGGGUCCCCCUCUACACUCCACUAUGGAACCACUGCAGCCCACACCAAAGCCACUGUGCCUGCUGACUGUUUUGCCACCUCACCACUCUGCAAUACCUCAGAAUGGCAUUGGAUGACCAUAGACUGGGACUCUUGCCGGCUGGUACUAACCUCCUUCUAA
Messenger RNA from Pelobates cultripes (western spadefoot toad), 504 nucleotides. NCBI's taxonomy places the organism in Eukaryota, Metazoa, Chordata, Amphibia, Anura, Pelobatidae. The record is from the annotation of a GenBank genome assembly.